Paramacrobiotus metropolitanus is the source of this 1047-nucleotide messenger RNA. RefSeq lists its product as uncharacterized. The transcript has 3 exons. The coding region runs from base 150 to 809 and encodes 219 amino acids. The record is from RefSeq and is a predicted model, not a curated record. Lineage: Eukaryota; Metazoa; Tardigrada; Eutardigrada; Parachela; Macrobiotidae.
GAGUUUUAUUGAAGGCGAAGAGCUUCGCUGCAUGUGAUGAUAUCAUUCAUAAGCUGCGUGAGAACUACUCUAGAUCUCUCGCUGACUAUCCGUGGGGUUGCUGCCUGAUUCCUUUCUGUACGGAAUUUCUUCGUUCAGUGGAAUAUAUUAUGGAUUCGCUGUUUUUCGCUCGAGGAAAGGUUCUUUUCCCGUUGACAUUGGGAAUCCUGUUGGUCAUCGGAUUCGCCACAACAGCCUCCAUACCAUCUAAGCAAGACCUAGCACUGCUGUCAUUAGUGUGUCGCUUGGAUACAUCUAUGCCGGUCGCUGAGCAAAAGGAGGCACUUGAGGACUGCGUCACCACCACAAGCACCAACUUCCGGCGUUUGGUUGACGGGAUCCUAGCCGGAAAACUGAUUCUAUCCAACAGUACCAUGGCGAACGCGAGCGCUUCAUCGGUGCCGCUGUCCCCGCCCACCACCACCACAGUUCCCACACCGGAAACGCCGACACCCGGGGUGAUUCAAGGUGACAACGAUGUAACGCCGCCAUCUGCAGCGGCUCCCCGCCCACAGAAAAUCUCCUGGCUACGGUACAUCGUCCAGAACCUGAGUCAGGUGGCCGAACGUCAUCCGUUUUUCGCCAUCAUUACCGGCUUGGCAACCAUGGCGGCGAGUUUGUCCUGUUUUAUGUUUCUGGUCACGCCCCGCUUUCUCGAUGCCCUCGAGAAGCGUACGCUGCGCGGCCGGGUCAUGUUGAUUUUGGGGCUGCUGUUCGCCAUUGCGUUCGGCGCGUGGAUCGUCGACAGCCUGUGGCAGGCGCUAUACUGAUGAACGCCAGGACGCGCAUAUAUUUGGUUGGAAGAAUAUUUAGUUGGAAUAUUUAGUAGGAAGUAAAUAACUACUAUAAAUAAUUUACGACUUCGGAAUAGUCUGUUUGUUUGCGGUAGUUGUAUAGUCUGAUGUUGUCUGCUCUAUACGAACAGAAAUUUUGCUUGUGAUCAAAGCAUUGCAAACAAAUUUUCACGGCAUUCUCAGUUUGGCAUAAAGUGAGAUUCAAGGUUUUAAA